Messenger RNA from Prorocentrum cordatum, 212 nucleotides. NCBI's taxonomy places the organism in Eukaryota, Dinophyceae, Prorocentrales, Prorocentraceae. The record is from the annotation of a GenBank genome assembly.
GCGCCCGCGCCCGCGCUGCCGACGCCGCGCAGCGGCGCGAGGCCGAGCGCCGCCGCGAGGAGGAGCGCCGGCAGAAGGAGGAGGCCCGGCGCGCAGAGGAGGAGCGCCGGGCGGCCGCCGAGCGCGCGGCCGAGGAGGAGCGGCAGCGCCAGGAGCGCGAGAGCCUGGAGGCCGAGCGCCUGCGGCUCGAGGCGGAGCGCCGGCGGGAGGAG